AUGUCCUUGGCCAUCACUGAGAAGGGAACAGCCGGUGGUUCUGCUGAAACAAUUCCAGCUAACAGCCAAAAUAUGCUGAUCGGUCCAGAAAAGAAUGCAACAGUAGCCCCCAUACCAUAUUCCUCCUUUACCAAAAGCCAGUAAAGGCUUAUUGUGUUUUUGGUCGCCUUCGCUGGCAUGUUUUCUCCACUCAGCAGCUUUAUUUACUACCCCGCAAUCACUUCGUUAUCUAAGGAUCUUCAUGUUUCGAUAGAGUUGAUCUAUCUUACAAUCACGUCUCACAUGGUUGUUUCAGGGGUGGCACCAGUUAUCAUUGGAGAUCUAGCAGACAUUACCGGUCGUCGAUGGGUUUAUAUCUUGAAAAUCUCGAUAUAUUGUGCCGCGAAUGUGCGGCUGCCCUUGCAGCGGAGUUGAUUAGCUCUGUUGGUUCCAAGAAUGGUUCAGAGUGCUGGUAGCUCGGGUAGAAACACCCACCGUUAUUAAUAAUCUAUGGGAGGUAACUACUAAAAUAAAAGUCAGCCAUGAUUUCGAUUGCCUAUUGUAUUGUGGCAGAUAUUGCAACUCCUGCAGAAAGUGGAUCUUUUGUUGGUGCAGUGCUUUGUGGGUUAGUGGUUUGAAAUCUUUCGUGAUGAAAUUAACUGCUUGCUGCAGGCCAAAUAUUGCCCCUAGCUUAGGCCUGGUUUUGGGAGGCGUCUUGUCAGAAUACGUCAGUUAGUAGUAGGUAUUCUAGUUUCUCGCCAUUCUCUCCGGAUUUUGCCUGUUUCUAAUAAUCUUGUUGCUCCCAGAAACAUGUCGUCCCAUCGUAGGCAAUAGCAGUAUCGCAACAGAUUGGCAAUAUCAGCCUCUCUUCUCGCUCUUCUGCCAACGCCACAUGAAGAGACCAAGGGAUAACGAUGUAGAACCCCUUCAAAAGAGGAAGUUUCACAUCCCAAAUCAUGUCAGUUGCUUAAAACUUCUGUUCAACAAAAGCACAUCUCUCAUUGUUCUAGUAAACGGAAUUUUUUGCAUUCAAGCUUACAUGUCAUCACUCUUCAUUGAGCUCUACGGUUUCAACAAGCUCAAAGCGGGACUUAUUUACUUGCCUUUCGGGGCAGGAUGUGCUCUUGCUUCUUUCUUCUCUGGUACUUUUACAUCAGUUUAUGCAAGACAACGCUCCUACGAUAGCCUUUCCACUGACGAGAUACAGGUAAAGUUAUGAAUUGGGACUACAAACGGACAGCCAAAGAUCAUGAUUUUGUCAUAGACAAAUUCCCCGGCGAUGACUCGGUUUCCUAUUGAGAAAGCCCGGUAUCGUAGUAUAUGUCAUCCGAUACCGAUCAGCAGUGCAUGCAUCGCGGGUUAUGAUUGGGCACUCCAAACCCAUGUUGUGAGUUCAAUAUGUGCAUACAAAAACCAAAGCUACUAAUGAUUUCCAAGUCUGUUGCAGUUCCGUUGAUCUUGCAAUUUUUGAUUGGGGCGAUGGUUUCUGUGGUUUAUAACGUAAAUCAACCCCGCUUUUACAUAAUGUAAAAUAUCACUCGUUGACUUUUAUCAGUUAUGUGGCACAUUACUCGUCGACCUUCACCCAAGAUCACCCACCAGUGCACAAGCAGCUCUCAAUAUUGUUCGAUGCACUCUUUCAGCAGGUGGAUUAGCUUUGCUCCAAUUGGUAAUCGAUCGCGUUGGUGUUGGAUGGUGUUUCACGAUAUUCGUCGGGCUCUGUCUGAGUAUGAUAUUCCCAGUAUUAGUGCUUCUCAGAUACGGAAUGUCCUGGAGGACUCCGGCCCAUACUUCAAGAUAA
Messenger RNA from Hymenoscyphus albidus, 1780 nucleotides. The record is from the annotation of a GenBank genome assembly. Lineage: Eukaryota; Fungi; Ascomycota; Leotiomycetes; Helotiales; Helotiaceae.